Messenger RNA from Carcharodon carcharias (great white shark), 2518 nucleotides. RefSeq names its product transmembrane protein 255B. Bases 585 to 1496 code for a protein of 303 amino acids. The transcript has 10 exons. NCBI's taxonomy places the organism in Eukaryota, Metazoa, Chordata, Chondrichthyes, Lamniformes, Lamnidae. The record is from RefSeq and is a predicted model, not a curated record.
GUUGCCAGGGUACUUGUGAAACUUGGUGGGGCGGUGGUGGUGAAUGCAACUCGAGAGCCAACGCUCUGAGGCGCUGUGGUUCUGGGCGGGCGAGUGAUUCCCAACUCUCAUGCGGCCAGGGAAGCCGGUCUAUCCGAGUGGAGCUAAGGAGGUCAAGCUCAGGACCUGGAGUAUGUGGAGAGCUGAGGGGAUUCGGCCCAUGUGAAGCCGCGAUCUAAUCCAACAUUUUACACGAGUUCGAGAAUAACCUUCUUUGCUCAUUCCAGCUUUUCUGCGCCUCAAGAGCGUUACUCUGUAUCAUUUAAUUUAGAGUGGGGGAAUAAAAAGAUGCAACAGUCUCCAGAACAAAAUCAAUUCCACGUUCGUUUUGAACUAUUCGGUCACCAGCAGUUCUAGCUUGAGGGGCACCACUCCACAUCAAGCAUACCUGACCAGGAGGCUCUCCCACUCUUACCAUCUGCAUAUUGGGAGGAUUUACAGGCUGCUAAUCAACCUGCCUGACCACCUUAGGAAUGCAUCUUCAGUGGCCAUUAAGUUCCUGGAAUGGGAUUCAAACCUAGAGUUUAUGGCUCAGAGAGUUACUGAUGAAAAGAAAAAAGAGGGCAGUGUGGCUUUCAGGCAUUCUGCUACUUCUCUCACUUUUGAUCACUGCUGUUGGUAUUUUCACUGAAACAAGAACAGAGAACAUCAGUAUCAUCGGUUAUGCAUCUGGAAUAAUCCUUGCCUUUGGAUCAUUUCUUGGAUUGCUGGGACUUUUUCUGGAUGAAAACCGGAAACAACUGUUGGUCGCAGCCAUCACUUUCCUCAGUUUUGGAGUUAUAGGAGCAUUCUUCUGUGUGGUUGUGGAUGGCGUCUUCACAGCUAUAAAUAUUGAUCUAAGACCACUGCGUGUAGGUAGAUGUCAAUAUUACACCAGUGGACAGAACUAUAUUUAUGAGAAUUAUCUGGCUACUGUGCCUUGCCAGAGUUUCACAGAAUCAUGCAGUCUGAAAGUGCGGAGUAACACUUGCUAUUGCUGUGACUUGUAUGAUUGUGCAAAUGGUGAUUAUUUGAACAAUUACUUCGAGUUUGUUGGAGUGAAGAGUUGCCAAGAGGUUCAAUCUGUAUACAUCAUGAUUUGGCUGGUAACCGUGCUGAAUGUGUCUGCAUUUAUUCUGGGAAUUACCACCACUGCCAUUCUUGGUAACUUUAAAAACAUGGAGUCUCUCAUUGGACCUGAUUGUAGUAUCCAGCUCUUCAACAUUCAAAAUUCCAGACAUAAGGCCAAGGAACAGACAAAGACCCAGCCCACAGUAUCUCCAACAGCACCUCUCCUGCUGCAAGAACAAGGGAUAGACACAAUGCAACAAAGGCCCUCUGUUCAUUACAUGUCAAUGCCAGUGGCUGAAUCUCUGCCUUGCUGCAAUCUUAACCACACGAAGAUGGACAGCAACCCUCCACCAUUUGCCCCAUUGUACAAUUUGUUGCCAGAAAACCCAUUGGGGUAUCCAUUGUGAUCAGUUAUUGUCUGCCUGUGUGUAGAGGUAAACUAUUCCACCCAUAAAAUUCCGGUUUACAGAUCUGAGGUUUAAAAAGAUUAGCCUUGGUGAGGUAGAUCGUAACUUUGCGUGAUCGUGUAAGACAGGUGACAGUGAGUUGGCAGCAAUCUCCUGAUUUUUAUUUCCAUUGACUUCAACAUAUAACAAUGUAUAAUGGUUACUGACUCCCUAUCACCUGUUUGACAAUAUCACAAAAUCAAGAUCCACUCAAUGAAUUUUUUAGUCAUCAUGUUAUCACUGUGGCAUACAUAUGAUAGACAAAACAAUGUUAUGUUUUGGAUUUUUAUUAAACCAUUGUAAAUAUUUAUAUCAUACAAAUGGAUAUUUUCAAUAUAUUAGCUGUUUAAUAGAGCUCAUUUAUUAAAUAUCUAUCAUUCCAGUUAAAUUUGCCAUGUAAUGGAAUAACAUGCCUGUCAUUCUUGUAAUUAUAACCUGCAGCUAAUCUGAUUUCCAGCCCAUAAGGAACAGUACGAAGUAUCAUACAGAUCAAUAGGACUUCAGCUUCCAAAUCACCAUCAUCCUAAAUGUACUUGCUGACUUGAAUUGAUUAUAGGGCCGUAAUAUCCGAGCCCUAGGGCACCAUAACUGGGGAGGGGGUGGGGGGAGUACCCCAAAAAUGCCCUGGGGAACUCCACCCACCUAGAAUUUCCCAGGUAAGGUUUGCACAGCAAUUGUCCAGGAAGUGCAAACUUUCCUUCGACAAUUGCCCUGCACUGGGACCCGUCCGAAAAUGGGAUUUAAAACACAAACUUCGGGUGGCACUGACUGUCUUACACCAAUAGUUACACUGAAAUUGUUAAAAUUACUUCUAACUUCUGGGUAACUAUUGUACCGGCCCACACUAAACUCCCCAUGGGAUUCCCAUCCACAACCCGAAUCCCUGCAGUAUUUCCCCACCCCCACGAUGACUCCCCGCCCCCAAGGAACUCGCCCACUCUGGGAUUCCCCCAUGGGAUACCCCCCCACCCCCAAAGCCUACA